Cyprinus carpio (common carp) is the source of this 918-nucleotide messenger RNA. It is a transcript of the gene dap, whose product is annotated as death associated protein. The record is from RefSeq and is a predicted model, not a curated record. NCBI's taxonomy places the organism in Eukaryota, Metazoa, Chordata, Actinopteri, Cypriniformes, Cyprinidae. Gene Ontology annotation, molecular function: death domain binding. Gene Ontology annotation, biological process: cellular response to amino acid starvation; negative regulation of autophagy; apoptotic signaling pathway.
CACGCACCGUUGCCAAACAAUGGGCAGGAAAAAGCCACGUUGACGAAGUCGACAGAAGUGUGCGUUAUUUUUCAGCCAGGAAACUGAAGGAUUGGUUUUACUUUGAAGACAACGAAGCAACUCUUUGGAAGAAGCGCUUGACAGCAGCCAUGUCAUCGCCACCCAAAGAGAAAAUCGAGACCAAAGCUGGACAUCUUCCUGCUGUGAAAGCAGGAGGCAUGCGGAUAGUUCAGAAGCACCAGUCUGCAAAUGAUGUGCCAGAAAAGAAGAAUGACAAAGACAGUGAAGAAUAUGAGACUGAGAUCCCUCCGAAGUUACCUGUUGUGGUCUCGGGAGUUGUCACAAAGGGGGAUAAAGACUUCACCCCUGCUGCUGCCCAGGUGGCCCAUCAGAAACCUGUGCCUGCGGUACAGAAGCUGCCCUCAGCCCACCACAUCAACCAGCACAUCCACCAGCCCCGGAAGUGAGCCUUACACAACUCUAGACCACCCCGGCCCCCCGCACAGGGCCAGGACCACACCACCCCAAACACCUGCUCAGGUUGCCAGGGAUCUCUUGCCAUAAAGCAUUCCGCACGCCCCCUCCCCCUUCCGUCUGUGCCUGCAAGUGUCCUGUUUCCAACAGUAUCAUGACACGCGUUCCUUUUCCUGUUUCUUAGCUGUAGAUCAUUGCAACACUAAAAUUGAAAGCUCCAUUGCAAAUCAAUAAUCAGAAACAUGUUAAUUAUGUGGGGCCACUUCAUGAGGGAUGCUUGGAGCUGUUUUAUUUAGUUUUAAUUUUGUCUUACAUAAAUAGUUCCAGAGAGAUGUAAAUUGUAUGAAUCUUUUUUUUUUUUUUUUUUUUGAAGUCGGUAAAUGUUGUAUAUUAGGCAUUAGAUACUAGGUGUGGCUAUCUGAAUAAAGAGUUAAUAUAAAACCA